Molecule: messenger RNA, 3211 nt
Organism: Lactuca saligna
Lineage: Eukaryota; Viridiplantae; Streptophyta; Magnoliopsida; Asterales; Asteraceae
Source: the annotation of a GenBank genome assembly
AUGUCUUCUUCAAACUUCUUAUUUUUCUCGUUGGCUCUACUAAUCAUCACACCAUCCCCCAUACAAAAUUUUGGUUCUGCUACAUUGGAGGAAGCCAAUGGUCUUCUUAAAUGGAAAGCAAGUCUUGAAAUCCCAAACAACUCCUUGCUCUCUUCAUGGCUUCCCCUCCCUAUAAAUUCCAAUGCAUCAAUUCCAUGCACUUCAUGGUUUGGAGUAGUUUGCAAUGCUGAUGAGAGCAUUCAGUGGUUGAACCUCAAUUCGUCUGGCUUAAAAGGUACACUUCACCAAUUUCCAUUCUCUUUGCUACACGAUCUUACACAUUUUGAUCUCUAUAAGAACAACUUCUUUGGCCCCAUCCCACCAGAAAUCCGACUCCUCUCCAAACUUGUAUAUCUUGAUUUUCAAGUGAAUUGGUUUUCUGGAGUAAUCCCACCUGAAAUUGGGAUGCUAGCAAGUCUUGAGAUCCUUUCGCUGACUUUUAAUAACCUGACUGGUUCAAUACCACAAGAGAUCGGUCGAUUAACAUCUCUCUAUCAGGUAGCAUUGGCCUAUAAUCUUCUUCAAGGAGAAUUACCUCCAACAUUGGGAAAUUUGACAAACUUGGCUUAUCUAUAUCUCCAUAAUAAUAAUUUAUGUGGUCCUAUACCCCCUAAUCUUGGGAAUUUGAAGUCUCUCACUGAUCUUGUGAUGACGAACAAUCACUUAAGUGGUUCUAUUCCUUCAUCACUUGCGAAUCUGAGCAACCUACAGAAUAUGUACCUCAAUGAGAAUAAAUUCUCAGGUCAAAUUCCUACUAACAUUGGGGACUUGAAGUCUCUCGUUGAUCUUCAGAUGAGCCAAAAUCAACUUGGUGGUUUUAUUCCUUCAUCACUAGCUAAUCUGAGCAACCUACAGAAUAUGUACCUCAAUGAGAAUAAAUUCUCAGGUCACAUUCCUAGUGAUUUCGGGAAUUUGAAGUCUCUCCUUGGUAUUGAGGCGACUCAUAAUCAACUUAGUGGUUUUAUUCCUUCAUCACUAGCAAACCUGAGCAAUCUACAUUAUGUUUACCUUGGUGAUAACAUAUUAUCUGGUUCGAUUCCACAAGGAUUGGGAAGUCUAGAAUUGUUUCACCUACAAAUGUUCGAUAAUCAAUUAUCUGGCCAUUUUCCCCAAGAUUUGUGCCAUGGAGGAAAGCUUCAAAUUUUCACAGUAGAUGGUAAUCAACUCACUGGGCCUAUUUCAAGAGGCUUACGGAAUUGUUCUAGCUUAAUUAGGGCUCGUUUUGAUCGAAAUCAUUUCAUUGGAGAUAUAUCCAAUAGCUUUGGCAUCUAUCCACGCUUAGAGUACCUUGAUAUCAGUCACAAUAAUUUUCACGGGCAGCUUUCUCAAAACUGGAGUAAAUGCAAGAAUUUGACAGCCUUAGUGAUGGCCUAUAACAACAUCAGUGGUAGCAUACCACCAGCGUUUGGAAAUUCAACUCGACUACAAAGACUUGAUCUUUCUUCCAAUCAUUUGGUAGGUGAAAUCCCAAAGGAGUUUGGGAAGAUGAAAAGUAUGUUGAAUUUGUCUUUGGCUAAUAACCAUCUUUCAGGUAUUAUACCUACAGAGUUUGGAUAUUGUGAACUCCUUGAAGUACUCGAUCUAUCUACAAAUAGAUUGAAUGGGUCAAUACCAAGAAGUAUUAGUCAAUGGAAGCAUAUCCACUACUUGAAUCUUAGUAACAACAAGCUUAGUGAGAACAUUCCAUCCGAAAUUGGUAAAUUAGUUCAACUUACAGAAGUUGAUUUAUCUCAGAAUUUGCUCACUGAAGAGAUACCAUCUGAAGUUCAAAGUUUGAAAAAUCUACAAAAGUUGAAUCUUUCUCACAAUACACUGUCUGGUUCCAUUCCUAACGCUUUUACAAGUUUGCCCAGUGGGAUUGACAUCGACCUGUCCGACAAUGAGCUCACAGGUCCAGUUCCUCUUUGCUCUAACUUUCUGAACGCAUCUUUACAAGGCAAUCCAGGUUUGUGCGGAAAUUUUACAGGACUAAAAUCAUGUGCACGUCAAAUCCUGAAGAAGAAAAAUGAUCUCUUUCAUCAUCGGAUCAUUCUUGUAAUUGUGCUCCCUCUUAUCGGGGCAAUUUCACUUGGUUUUUUUAUAUGUGGCCUAAUCGCUUAUCGAAAACAAAAGAGACAUUCUCCACAGAAACCAUUUGGCAAAGAAGGUGGUGAUUAUUUCUCCAUAACAAGUUUCGAUGGAGGAGUAGCAUAUGAUGACAUCUUGAAAGCAACGGAAAAUUUUGAUGAAGCAUAUGCUAUUGGGACCGGAGGAUAUGGGACUGUGUAUAAAGCCCAGCUACAGCCUAACAAUGUGGUAGCUGUCAAGAAACUUCACUCAUCAUCUGAGAAUGUUGAUCAAAAUGGAUUCCUUAAUGAGGUAGGAACAUUAACGAACAUAAGGCAUCGAAACAUAGUGAAACUCUAUGGAUAUUGCUCACAUGCCCGCCACUCGUUUUUGAUUUAUGAAUACCUUGAAAAGGGAAGCCUUGGAUCAAUCUUAAGAAGCGAUGUCUUAGCAAAAGAAUUGGAUUGGUUGAAAAGGGUCAAUAUUGUAAAGGCUGUAGCUAAUGGUUUGGCUUAUAUGCAUCACGAUUGCUCACCUCCUAUAAUUCAUAGAGACAUUUCCAUUGCCAACAUCCUUCUUGAUUCUGAUUAUGAGGCACACAUUUCUGAUUUUGGCACAUCCAAGCUUUUGAAGCUAGACUCAUCCAACUGGACCACAAUCGAAGGAACACAUGGCUAUAUCGCACCAGAGCUUGCUUAUACGAUGGUGGUGACGGAGAAAUGCGAUGUGUAUAGCUUUGGGAUCGUGGCACUAGAAGUGAUCAUGGGAAAGCAUCCUGGUGAACUACCAACAUUGUCUGCUGAUUAUCUGGUGUUAGGAAAUGUUGGAGAUAGUCGGAUUCCACUUCCUUCUCCACAAAUUGAGAAAAAAGUUAAUAUGGUACUCAAUCUCUCUAGAGCGUGUUUGAACUCCAAUCCAAAAGAAAGACCAACAAUGCACCAAGUUUCAAAUCUGUUGAUGAAGGCUUGAUGUUAGUGUACUUUGAAUGUUAUUUGCUUUUGUCUUGUUCCCUAUAUGCAUCCUGAUAAUAUGUAUUUAUAUGAAUGCCUUUUUGUUAUGAAACUUCUCAUAUGUUUUCUUAAAUCAUUAUGUAAUAGAUAAAAUAAAUAAAUAAAUAAACUUCUCA